UAGACUGAAAAUUAGGACAGCGGGAACGAAAAUUUGGUCAGUGGCAGUAACGGCUCUUUCGACGUUUAAAUCACUCCCUCCGUCUUAUUUCAAAUUAAUCGACAACCAUUUGGAAUAAAAAAAAAUCAUAAUUUUAUAACCGCCCGUUAGAAAUCACGGUCAUCAUUUCCGGCAAGUGAUGGCCCGAACGAAGCACCCUGCCAAACGUACCUCCGGUCACCGCUCCCGAGGUCCCCCUCUCUCGGGAACUCCGAGACGAAGAAGUACUGCUACCCCGAGAGAGGCAGAUGCACAGGGACAACAACAGCGAAAGCCCCACAGAUUUAGGCCUGGUACCGUGGCUCUUCGUGAGAUUCGUAAGUUUCAGAAGACUUGGAACCUUCUAAUUCCUGCUGCUCCGUUUAUCCGCACUGUUAGGGAGAUUAGCUUCUACCUGGCUCCCUCAAUCACACGUUGGCAAGCUGAAGCACUAAGAGCAAUUCAAGAGGACUCAAUUUACCAAUAUACAAAAUCUGUGCUCUACAAAUCUGUUUUUGUGCUUGCAGAGUUGCAGUAAUGUUCUGAGUGGAGUAUCUUAGUCCUGCAAACCUUUCCACUAAACUCACGCCAACACAAGUCACUACUUACAUCGUUGCAUAUUUAAAUGUCUUAUUAAGUUUUUUAGUUACUUUUUAGGUCUUUUACAAGUUAAAUUCCAAAAAACACCUCCCAGACACGAUAAAAGUGGUAUUUCUCUUUAUAUCUUUAAGAUUUAUUACAAAAAGUGGUGUUUCUCUUGAAUCCACGAUUGUUCUUCCUUAUUUUCUGCUGAAAUUCUCACGGCUACUUGUUUGUGUUUAAAUUCAAUGAUAUAAAUUGGAAUCGCAUAUCUGAAUUGCCCUAAUUGUUUAGGUUCAUAUUGAAUGAUAAAUUGAUAACAAGUGGUGUUUUUCUUUAUACCUAUAUGAAAAUUUCUUUCAAAUCCAUGAUUUAUACUUCCUUAUUCUCUGCUGAGAUUCUUGCGGCUACUUGUUUGGGUUUAGAUUUUAUGAUAUUAUUUGGGCUUGUAUUUCUGAAUUUCCUUUGUUGUUUGGCUUCAUUUUACUUGAAUUCUAUGUGUUUAAUUGAGCAGUUUAUGUUGAGUGUGGUAUUUUCAAGAACUGGCUCAAGAAAACCGGAAUCAGAACGGAUCAACUAACUUCAAUUAAAGACACAGGAAAAAUACAUAAUUCAAACGAUUAGGACAAGUAAAAGAUAAUUCAAAUAAUUUCAUUCGAUCAUAUAUGCAUUUUAGCUGGCCAGCAGCAAUUCUAUACUGUGAGAAUUCAGAUUCUAAAUUGUAUGUUUUUUAGUAAAGGUACUGUUCAUUUUGAAGUAGUAUUAUAUUAAUGAUAUUCUUUGAGUUCUCUUGAAAUAUUCUGGGAAUCUAAUAUACUUGCAAAAGAUAUACUUUUACUUAGAUGUAGCCAUCUUUGCAGGCAGCAGAGGAUUUUAUCAUUCAUCUAUUUGAGGAUGCGAUGCUAUGUGCAAUUCAUGCAAGACGUGUCACAGUUA
Molecule: messenger RNA, 1533 nt
Organism: Daucus carota subsp. sativus
Lineage: Eukaryota; Viridiplantae; Streptophyta; Magnoliopsida; Apiales; Apiaceae
Product: histone H3-like centromeric protein CENH3
Exons: 6
Coding region: 179-556 (125 amino acids)
Cellular component (GO): nucleosome
Molecular function (GO): structural constituent of chromatin; protein heterodimerization activity; DNA binding
Source: RefSeq, a predicted model, not a curated record